Molecule: messenger RNA, 306 nt
Organism: Purpureocillium takamizusanense
Lineage: Eukaryota; Fungi; Ascomycota; Sordariomycetes; Hypocreales; Ophiocordycipitaceae
Exons: 1
Coding region: 1-306 (101 amino acids)
Source: RefSeq, a predicted model, not a curated record
AUGACAAAGAGUGAGCUGAGGGCUACACACUGUCGAGCUCGGGCUGUUGAGCGAAUGAGCUCGAAGAGACGACUGGCCCGCGGUAGUACUCCGCUCGGAGAACCCCUGAAUAGGACAGACGGGAAGGAGUUCCUCGACGCGAUGCACACGCUUUUGCGGGCUUUGGCAGAAAACAUGGCCGCAAAUCUAUUCAAGGUGGCUAAGACGGAGGAGGAAGGGGAGCUACGUAGCGGCAGGGCAAGGAGUACGAAGCCAGAUGCUCAAGAGGUCCGGGGCGGUGACGAUGAUGCCUUACCCACACACUAA